UUAGCCAUACAAAGGAGCUUUUAAUUGCACUUCAGAGCUUUACUUAGGGGUCAAGGGAGGACAAGAGUCAUGGCACAUGGAUCAUACGAUUUCACAAUGAGAAAGAAAUAUUUCACAUGCCUUAAAAGCUGCUACAGCUGACGCUUGGAAAAGUUAAAAAAAAUAAAUCUUGAGGCUUCCUUCCAAAUCAUAACAUCACACUCACUGAGCAUGGCCAACAAAACACUCAGGCAUCCCCCUCAGCAUGCAUCUUCUCAGGACUGAGGUUCUCUCAGUAACUUCUACACUGCUGGUUACCAACUGUUACUGACUUCAAAACUUUGCUCAAUUUGCCAGGAAGGACAGGAGCUAGUGCCUUUCAUUUCAAAGACGUCUCCCAUUCAAUUCACAAUUAAAAAAACAAAACAAAGAUGACUGAAACUCUUCUACUGAAUGUUUCCUCCUCAAACCAGAGUGAAAACAAGAGCAACUCAACUAUUUGCCCAGACUUGAAUAACUGGUGGGAAAUCGUGUACUAUAUAUUACCCAAGUAUAUCGACACCAUCUGUGUUAUUGGGAUGCUUGGAAAUGCGUUUGUCCUCUUUGUUUAUUCACUGCACAAAGGCCCCCUGAAGAUAGCUGAAAUCUACCUUAUGAACCUGACUGUUGCGGAUCUGAUCUUCCUCAUGUGCCUUCCAUUCUGGACAAAGAACAUCAGGAAUGAAUUUAACUGGCCAUUUGGCAAUUUCCUUUGUCGCAGCACCAGCGCAUCCCUCAGCCUGAACCUGUACACCAGCAUCUACUUGCUGGUGGCAGUCAGCACAGAUCGCUAUUUGACUUUUGUUCAUGCCUUGAACCACAGAGGGGUGCGGAGCAAAGCCAUGGCCAAAGGGAUCUGCUUGCUCGCCUGGUUCUUCGGCACCCUUCUCAGCAUCCCAACCUUUACAUUUCGGACUGUGAAACACUUUCCCUUGUGGAAUAUUUCAGCAUGCACUUUAGACUUCCCCACCCCAUCAUGGGCAAUAGCUGAAAGAGUGGUAUUCAACACCGUGGGGUUUGCAUUGCCAUCUGCAGCAAUCAUCUUCCUUAACUUCUCUACCAUUUGCACUCUUAAGAAAACCGCAAGAGAACAAAGAGCGCUCAGAGCAAAGUGUUCUAAGGGGCACAAAAGCACGAAGGCUACCAGGCUGAUCUUCACAGUGGUACUGAUGUUUCUUUUGUGCUGGACUCCUUAUCAUUUCUUUGUAUUCCUUGAUAUAUUACACAAGAAAGAAGUAAUCAAAGGCUGUUUCUGGGAGGAGCUGAUCAACUUUGGUGAGCAGUUUGGUUAUACCCUGGCUACCACCAACAGUUGCAUUAACCCUGUGAUUUAUGUCUUUGUUGGGAAAUACUUCAGGCAAAAGGCUUUAGGAGUCUUUUCACAGUUCAUUCCCUGUGGAUUCCCUUUGAACUGGUUGUCAUUCAAAGAGAAGUCUUUGUAUUUGAACACGUUUCCAAUCAGGAGUAGUUUAACCUAAUGGCUCUCGGUUCCAUUUGCAUUUUGAUAUUACAACUCACUUCAAAUGGCAUUAAAAAUCAAUAAGAACGGCACUGGUCUGGCACCCAUAGCCUAAGAUGGUUAUUUAUUGAUGCAAAUCACUUGACUGCUUAUUUGUCCUCAGCUUUGCUUUUCUUUUUCUGUUGUCUAUCCAAAGGCAUGACGUGUGGUAUCAGAAUUUUAUACCAAACGAUCUAACCCGACUUCAACGAAAAGCUCUUUGACAAGAUACCGAAUUCUGGCUUCUUUGCACAAAACCAUAAGCUGGCUGAGCAUUUCACUGCAUUGUAUCCGUGAUGCCAACUACUCCACCACUAUUUUAUGUACUUCAGGUGUAUGUGUGCAUAUUUAUGUAUACCUGUAUAUAUGUAAUGUUCAUAUUAUGUACCAUCUUAUGUAAUUUUAUACAAAUUAUAACAUGUAUUACAGAACAAAUAUGAUCUUAAUCUUGAGAUGAUAGCUACAUCUGAGCAAUUAUAGAAUAGCUCCAGUUAUUUUAACAAUGAUUUAAACAGUUUACACUCUCUCAGUAACAUAUGGAAAACUUCAAUAGUUUUUUGUGCAUUUCCAAUAUAUUCAGUACAUAAAUAUUGUACAAGGGAAAGCACCACAAAGAAAGUGUACGUAAACUGAAAAACAAGCAAAGCAAACCAGCAUGGUCCUCAGAAAUCAGAGGUGUGUUUGAUCCAGUAAAAUGUUACACAAUUCUUCAUCAAGUGUGUAAAGAUACUUUUUGUUUUUAACACAGGAAAAUCUUCCUGAUAGCCAUUGAUUCUGUAUUGUUUUGGACAAUCCUUAGGUACAUGUUUCUGUUUUUAGGACUCAAAAUUAAUAAACUGCAUAGCAUUUCACCAUUUUACACCAUCA
Messenger RNA from Colius striatus (speckled mousebird), 2383 nucleotides. RefSeq names its product bradykinin receptor B1 (gene BDKRB1). NCBI's taxonomy places the organism in Eukaryota, Metazoa, Chordata, Aves, Coliiformes, Coliidae. The transcript has 2 exons. Gene Ontology annotation, cellular component: membrane. The coding region runs from base 411 to 1496 and encodes 361 amino acids. The record is from RefSeq and is a predicted model, not a curated record. Gene Ontology annotation, biological process: neutrophil chemotaxis; inflammatory response; immune response. Gene Ontology annotation, molecular function: bradykinin receptor activity.